AUGCCUCAAAAUUGGCUUGAUGGUGUUUGGACAGGCGCUGGUUAUCAACAAGAAGGAUAUAUUUGGUCGAUAAGACUCACUGCCAACACGGAGAAGAACGAAUUUCGAAUAGAAUAUCCAUCAAUUGGUGGUAGUGGUGGCCAAUGGACAUUAAUAGAAAAAGAUUCCACUGCUGAUCGCUAUACAUUCGAAGAAAGGAUCUUUCCUCCAGAUGGUAUUACAGAAGAUGGUGGUCGAAUUAUUGUUACUAAAGUAACUGACAAUCAUAUGUCUUUCAGUUAUUUUCAUCGGCCAACUUUUACAACAGCGACAGCGUGGUCAACAUUAGAACGAGAACAAAAAUAA
This is a messenger RNA of Rotaria socialis, 345 nucleotides long. NCBI's taxonomy places the organism in Eukaryota, Metazoa, Rotifera, Eurotatoria, Philodinida, Philodinidae. The record is from the annotation of a GenBank genome assembly.